GGGGGCACCCCAGGGCCGGGGCGCAGCCACGUCCCCCCAGGGGGCACCCCAGGGCCGGGGGCGCAGCCACGUCCCCCCAGGGGGCACCCCAGGGCCGGGGGCGCUGGUCCUGGGCGAGCCCUGGGCUGUGGCCGUGAGGCAGGAGGGUGGGACUGGCCAGGGGAGGGGGCUGAUGGAGCCAGCGGCUUUGUGACCUCACAGCCGGGCCCCAUGUCCAGCUGGGGCCCCAGGCCUGGGCUCUCCGGGCAGGGCCAGUGCAGCCCCCACGCCGGCCCCUGAACAUGGCGGACGGUGGGGCCUCGGCGCUGGAGAUCGGAGAGGCCGAUACCAACUGGGCACUGAUCAAAGACAAGGUGGUGGAGGAGUGCUUUGGCCCCGCCGUGGUGCCCGUGCCCUUCCUGGAGGACGCCGCGGCCUACGACCUGCUGAGCGUGCUGGUGAGGAGGCCGGGCCGGGCGGCACGCCUGCUGGGGCGGGCCCGGCCCCUGGUGCCGGUGGGGGGGCUGCCACAGCUGGCAGAGCGGGGGGUGGAGCCGGCGGAGCUGGCGUGCUGCACGCAGGAAUACAGCGCCCGGGCGCGGGGCGAGGCGCGCUACGAGGAGACGCGGCUGGUGGAGGGCGCCCCUUGCCACAUCCGCCUGCAGCUGGCCAAUGUGCACAAGAAGGUCGCCUUCCUGGCCCUGCGCCCCGGCCAGGUGGCCCUGCGCCCCGACCUGCCCUGGCUCCGGGGCCUGCGCAGCCUCUACCUCCUGCACGAGGUCUUCUGCUGCUCCGGCCUGGUGCUGGCCGUCACCCGGGGGCAGGCCCAGCGCGCCCUGCACCUGCCGGGGCCCUGCCCCGUCGCCUUCGGCUGCCUCAAGUUCGGCCUCGGCCCCCACGGCCUCCUCGGGCCCCAGAAGCCCGUGGGCCCCGCGCUGCCCGCCAGGGUGGCCUGGCUCAAGCUGGCGUCGCUGGAGCCCCCGGUGCCUCCCACCAACAGCAGCCCCAAGGGCCAGAGCCCCUUCCACCGGGCCUCCAGGAGAGCGAAGUGGCCGUUCACCAGGAGCCGCGCCCAGCCAGCCGCCCCCAGCCGCGGGGACCCGGACCGGCACGCCAUGUCCCUGCCACUGCUGCAGAGCCUGAGCACCGAGUCCGAGAGCGACGGCUGAACCGGGCCCCGACCCGCCAUGCAACACGGCAUCUGCACUGAACCCAGCUGAGCGUCUGAGUCUCCUGGGGGGCUCCUGGCCAGGGCAGGGCUCAGGCCAGGGCAGGACCCAAGGCACAGCAGGGCCUAGGGCAGGGCAGGACUCAGGGCAGGGUGGGACCCAGCUCAGGGCUGGGCAGGACCCAGGGCACGGCAGGGCAGGACCCAAGGCAGGGCAGGGCUGAGAUCAGGGCUUAGGGCAGGGCAGGGCUGGGCAGGACCCAUGACACGGCAGGGCAGGGCCCAAGGCAGGGCAGGGCCCAAGGCAGGGCAGGGCCGAGAUCAGGGCUCAGGGCAGGGCAGG
Molecule: messenger RNA, 1490 nt
Organism: Caretta caretta (loggerhead turtle)
Lineage: Eukaryota; Metazoa; Chordata; Testudines; Cheloniidae
Gene: C1H11orf42
Product: chromosome 1 C11orf42 homolog
Source: RefSeq, a predicted model, not a curated record